UUCGCUAAAUUCUCCGUUUCUCUUUUCAACUCUCUCCUAUUUCUCGUCUUACACAGAAACGGGUCAGAUUAAUUUUCUCGGAAUUUAAUCCUAUUUUUUUUUAGAAAACUCAGAAACGAACAAAGAAAUAGUGGAUAUUUUUCUUUGAAAUUUGUUUCAGAAAAUGAAUGGAAACGAAAGAGAAGUGAAGGUGGAGGAAUGUAAAGAACUGGAGGUUUAUAUGUGGGGGUAUUUACCGGGGACUUCACCGGAAAAAUCUCCGAUCUUGUCUCCGGUUCCCGUUCGAUUGCCGGAUUCUGUUGAAGGCGGAGCUCGGUCUUGGACGGACAUUUGUGGUGGUGGUUGUGGAUUUGCUAUGGCCAUUUCAGAUUGCGGGAAGCUGAUAACAUGGGGUUCAACAGAUGAGGAAGGACAAAGCUACUUGACAUCAGGGAAGCAUGGGGAAACACCAGAGUCGUUUCCUCUUCCAACUAAAGCUCCAAUAGUCAAAGCAGCUGCUGGCUGGGCUCAUUGUGUGUCAGUAACAGAUACAGGUGAAGUGUACACAUGGGGCUGGAAAGAGUGUGUACCCUUAGGGAAAGUCACCCUUGAUAUGAUUGCUGGAGGGAGCUUUCAAAAGGAAAUUGGUGGAAAACAGGGACCAAUUCAAACCGAACAAGUUAGUCCAAAGUCUCGAGGCCUAAAUGUUGGUAGUGGAAUGGUUUCUCAAACAGAGAAUCGGAAUACAGGGGAGGAAGUAGCAAAGCGAAGGAAAAUAUCUGCAGCUAAAGAAGAACUUGAAAGCUCUGCUUCUGGAGAUGACUAUUUCACAUUGACUCCAUGUCUUGUGAAUCUGGGUCCAGGAGUAAGGAUCACAAGUGUUGCUGCGGGCGGGCGCCAUACUUUAGCACUGUCAGAUAUGGGACAGUUGUGGGGUUGGGGAUAUGGAGGCGAAGGACAGCUAGGCUUGGGUUCCCGAAUAAAAAUGGUGUCUUCUCCUCACCUCAUACCAUGCAUUGAGCAAAAUACUUCUGGAAAAGAUGCACCUCCGGCUGUUCGUCAGGGAGGCUUGAAUUCACAAGUGCAACAUUCUAAAGCAACUGGGAGCUAUGUGAAGGAAAUCGCUUGUGGAGGUCGGCACAGUGCAGUAAUAACAGAUGCCGGAGCUGUACUUACCUUUGGUUGGGGGCAAUAUGGGCAGUGUGGACAAGGAAGUACAACUGAUCUUCUGAGACCAACCUGCGUUUCCUCUUUAUCGGAUAUUCAAGUUGAAGGAGUUUCUGCCGGACUCUGGCAUACUGUGUGCAUAGCUGCUGAUGGUCAGGUAUUUACCUUUGGUGGGAAUCAGUUCGGACAGUUGGGUACUGGUGCUGAACAGGCUGAGACAUCACCAAAACGAUUGGAUGCAGCAAUUUUGGAGGGCAAGCAUGCAAAGAAGGUAUCAUGUGGGGCUCGUCACAGCACUAUACUUACAGAUGAUGGCCAAGUACUUAGCUGGGGCUGGAAUAAAUAUGGUCAGCUUGGUCUGGGUGAUACGAUUGACCGUAGCAUUCCUUCCCUUGUUCCUAUAGAUGGUUGCAUACCAAUAAACAUUGCUUGCGGUUGGUGGCACACGCUCAUGAUUACAGAAGCAUCAAUUUUGGAACCCAAAUAGGCCAAAACAAGAUCCAGGAGGAACAGUUUUGGUAAAUAUGGAGAUGUACUAACUUGUCAAUGUUAUUUGAUUUAGUAUCCAUCUCUUAUUGUACAUAAAGUUUGCUGUUCGCGCAUUCUUCGGGAACCUAGUUUGUCAUCAACAGCAGAUUGAAGUGACAUCUGCAUUUAACUUGUACUCAACCAAUAAAUACUUGCACUGAUACAUUAUGUUAAUCAGUAGGUUGGUUUGUUA
This is a messenger RNA of Hibiscus syriacus, 1867 nucleotides long. Its product is annotated as ultraviolet-B receptor UVR8-like. The coding region runs from base 164 to 1633 and encodes 489 amino acids. Lineage: Eukaryota; Viridiplantae; Streptophyta; Magnoliopsida; Malvales; Malvaceae. The record is from RefSeq and is a predicted model, not a curated record. The transcript is spliced from 11 exons.